This is a messenger RNA of Corythoichthys intestinalis (scribbled pipefish), 3557 nucleotides long. Its product is annotated as phosphatase and actin regulator 1-like. Lineage: Eukaryota; Metazoa; Chordata; Actinopteri; Syngnathiformes; Syngnathidae. Gene Ontology annotation, biological process: stress fiber assembly; cell motility. The transcript has 12 exons. The record is from RefSeq and is a predicted model, not a curated record. Gene Ontology annotation, molecular function: actin binding. The coding region runs from base 146 to 1942 and encodes 598 amino acids.
UCAACCAAUCAGCGAAGCGCGCUGCUCUGCUCCCUGAUGGUGGAUUAGCCACAAUAGACUACCGCAGACUGCAGCUCUGCACUCACUGCCGUCGGUCAAGUCGCUCUUUCGAUCCACGUUCCCUCAGCAGCCGGGUUUGAGAGGAAUGUUCAAGACGGCGCUCUACCCAAGCGUGGACCCUGCGUCCACAACCAUGCAUGAUACCUGGUGGCUCGCCCGGCAUGGCGCGGCGCCCGCCCCCUCAGCUCCGUCCGUGGCCACGGAAAAACCCAAGAAGAACGCUUUCAGCCUGGCUAAAAUCAUGUCCCUGGGCGGCAAGAAGGGUCAUCACGGCUCCGAGGCGCACUACAACAACAACAACAACACGCCCUUCGCCAUUCACUGUCACAUUGGCAAGGAAAUCAAGCACAUUUGCAGCAACUGCAGCCGCGGGAACGACACGCAGGACGCUGAAGAGGUCGAGAGGCUGGCCGUGAUGCGAUCUGAGUCCUUGGUCUCUGGCGCCCACACUCCCCCCAUCCGAUGUCGGAGCAGGCUUGCCACGCUUGGACGCCUCCUCAAGCCUUGGAAAUGGCGAAAGAAGAAGAGUGACAAGUUCAAACAGACAUCAGCCGCGUUGGAAAGGAAGAUGUCUGUGCGACAGAGUCGAGAUGAACUGAUCAAGAGGGGAGUGUUAAAGGAAAUCUUUGAGAAAGCAACGGGUGAGUUUCGAUCCACGAUGGAUGGCGGCGUCUGCACUCAAGAGCCACCCGUUAAGUCAUCCUUGCUCCUCGCCCCCAAGAAAUCUGCCACAUAUCCAGGCGAUCUUCAGGACAACUCUGCCAAACCGCCACUGUACCACAAGCAGCCGCCAGCUCUCCCUCCCAAACCUUUUUCCCGCAUCCCAAACCAUAGCACAGACUCUUGCCAGCCAGUGAAAUUGCCCUGCAUGCCUGGGGCUAAACACUCCCCGCCACUCCCGCCGAAGAAAGUGAUGAUUUGCGUGCCUCCUGGGGGACUGGACGGCACCACGUCCCCGUCCCCCAACUCCCUCAGCGCUCUAUCCCAAAAGUGUGGGGCUACCCAAGUGAUGCCGGGCCACCACGGGGCCCUACUGCCCUCCCAGCUCGCCGCUCUGUCCACUCUCCACCAGAACCACGGGCAUCCUUUGCAACUCCAGUACGGCAGCUUGCACGCGCCUAGCCGCAUCAUCGAGGAGCUCAACAAAACCCUGGCGUUGUCCAUGCAGAGGUUUGAGAGCUCUUUGUUGCACGUAGGCAAUCAGUGCGCUCCUCUGGACAGAAGAGAAGUACCGUCAGUUAUCAUCGACUACGAGGAUGACAAGGAAAACAUGCCCAACGAGUCAGACUACGAGGAUCUGCCUAGCAUGUACAAGGACGAGGACGACGUCGACAACGAUGACGAUGAAGAAGAUGACGACUCCAUAUUUACCAGCACGCUUGCUCAGAAGGUGCUCCGCAAAGACUCGCUGGCCAUCAAACUGAGCAACCGUCCAUCUAAGAGGGAGCUGGAGGAGAAAAAUAUCCUGCCAGUGCAGACAGAUGAGGAAAGGCUGGAGUCGAGGCAGCAGAUUGGCACAAAACUCACCAGGCGCUUGAGUCAAAGGCCGACAGCGGAAGAGCUGGAGCAGAGGAACAUCCUCAAACCUCGCAAUGAGCAAGAAGAAAUCGAAGAGAAGCGGGAGAUAAAGCGAAGGCUGUCUCGAAAGCUGAGCCAGAGGCCAACAGUGGAAGAGCUGAGACAGGCCAAAAUUCUCAUCCGUUUCAGUGACUACGUGGAGGUCUCCGACGCGCAGGACUACGACCGGCGGGCGGAUAAGCCCUGGACCCGUCUCACCGCAGCUGACAAGGCAGCUAUACGAAAAGAGCUCAACGACUUUAAAAGCAACGAGAUGGAAGUGCACGAGUCCAGUCGUCAUUUAACCAGGUUUCACCGACCAUAGUAGACCAUCGCUGUGUCAAGCAGUGCUGCAGGGGUAGAACCUUAAUUGCUGGACAGUCAAACGGUGCCCGUUUUUGUCAAUAAGGCCAUGUCUUUUUGAAAUGCCUUCCCCCCAAUCUCCAAGAUCCGGGACAACUGAGUCUGUACUACUCCCACCAAUUAGUUCACCUGCUUUAGUAGCAUAUAAGUUCUGUCAAUGCAACCCCUCCUGUUUCUUCAAUUUGUGAAAUUAGCUCAUUCAAAAAUCUCCCAGCUUCGCUCUCAAGCAGGCCCCUGUCUGUUUGCUGGCUUCAGUCUUCAUCGGCACCAUUGGAUGUCACGCAACACCUCUUCUUGAUGAUGAUGACGUCCUCUCUCGGAGCUUUUGAUGGCGCUACUUUGCUGUGAGGGUCCUAUCCAUCUUUUACCGUAUUGGUCGGGAGGGGUGUCAUGUCACAAUGUGCAAUAGUUAAUUUGGUUCCUAUGCUAAAGGGCCCUCUAGGGUUUGGUCUGCAGUUUUGUUCUUCCCAUACAUUGUACUGUACCAACAAUGUUGUCAUCCAAGUCGCUUACUGUGAAUCCUGAGGGUUUGCUCUCUACAAAUGUACAUUUUGUUUAUAACAGCCAAGUCCACGAAUCAAAUUUCCUUCACUCGUGUCAGGUAUUCAUGUACAUUUUAUGUAAAAAAAAAAAAAAAAAUGCAUCUAACAGAUGUGUGUAUGUUUUUAUAUCAUUUCAAUUUUUUAUGGGUUUUUGGGCAGGGGAUAGAGGCCUAAAUGUACAAGUUCCUGCUUUUUGUGUGGAAGUAUGUUGGAAUUGAUACCAAUAGCAAGACUUAACGCAGCGUCUUUUUAUAUUGGUAUUUAUCUCUCGUAACAAUAAUUUUGAUUUCCAUUUUGCUUUUCGCUAGCAAUAGCCUUUGCUCAUGAAGGGUUUAACAACAUUCCAAGCUGUCAUUUUUUUGGUUGGUGAUUAUAAUUUUUUUUUUAACUGUUUACUACAUCAAGAUGACUUUUCCUGCUGUCAUCACCACUGAGCCAAUUAUCAGCCUCAAUACGUAAUGAACAUCAUGACAAUUCUGGACGGUAAAUGGAUUUUAAUGGACUGAUUUUAAACUUUUUGAAACUCUCAGUUCAAGUCAGUUGCACUUUCCCCUCCACUGUAUUCCAUUGAAUUAACAUGUGAAAUAUAUGUCAGGUGUGGGGAAAUAUAGUAUGUCUUCUGUCUUGGAGAAUGAGUUCAAGCUGUGUGGUUUGCAUGAGUGUUGUAUUUUUUUUUGAAGCACAAAUCAAUUUACAUUGUAACAGAUUCACAGAGGCAACUAGCCUCACAAGUGUUGGAAAUGUGAGCAUUUCCCAUACUGUUUUAAUGUUUUGAUUAUUAUAAAUUCAACACAAUCCUAAGAAUCCAAACACUCUACUUUUGAUUGUCUGCAUGACAAUCAAUAAAAACGUAACCUCCCAGGACCUGCAUGAGGAUUUUUUUAUUUUAUUUUACUGAAUAAAAAAAAAAACGAAAGGAAAAUGAACAAAGCAAUAAUGUUUUUCCUUUCGCGCAGUAAUUGGAAAAUCUUAAUAGAUUUCAAUAUGUUCUUUUUAACACCCUCACCACAACACACAGACACAUACUUUUGGAAU